This is a messenger RNA of Corythoichthys intestinalis (scribbled pipefish), 3352 nucleotides long. Its product is annotated as clathrin interactor 1-like. Gene Ontology annotation, cellular component: clathrin vesicle coat; endosome; plasma membrane. The transcript has 12 exons. Gene Ontology annotation, molecular function: phospholipid binding; clathrin binding. The coding region runs from base 128 to 1891 and encodes 587 amino acids. Lineage: Eukaryota; Metazoa; Chordata; Actinopteri; Syngnathiformes; Syngnathidae. Gene Ontology annotation, biological process: endocytosis. The record is from RefSeq and is a predicted model, not a curated record.
GACGUCACGCUGACGUUGCCGAAGCAACUGGGCCGUAAAGCUCGAGCGGCGGCGUCUCGAGGCGUGCGCGUGAGUCCGGAAAGGUGCCUCGGCGGCGUGCGUGCGUGGAGCGUCCACGCGCCAGAAGAUGCUGAACAUGUGGAAGGUUCGAGAGCUGGUGGACAAAGCUACCAAUGUGGUGAUGAACUAUUCGGAGAUCGAGUCCAAGGUGAGAGAGGCUACCAAUGAUGACCCUUGGGGACCUUCUGGUCAGCUGAUGGGAGAUAUCGCAAAGUCAACCUUCAUGUACGAGCAGUUCCCCGAAGUGAUGAACAUGCUGUGGACCAGGAUGCUGAAAGACAACAAGAAGAACUGGAGGCGGGUCUACAAGGCAUUGCUGCUGCUAGCUUACCUGAUCAGAAACGGAUCGGAGCGAGUGGUGACCAGUGCACGAGAACACAUCUACGACCUGAGAUCUCUGGAGAACUACCACUUCAUUGACGAGAACGGGAAAGACCAAGGCAUCAACGUACGCCAGAAGGUGAAAGAGAUGGUGGAAUUCGUCCAGGAUGACGACAGACUUCGAGAGGAGCGAAAGAAGGCCAAGAAGAACAAGGACAAAUACAUUGGGGUGUCCUCAGACAGCAUGGGAGGGGGAAUAUUAAAAAACUCUUGCGAGCUGGAGCGCAGUAAAUGGGAAGAGGACUGGGACAAGAGCCGGGCGGCGUUCCCCUUUAGCGAGAAGCUCGGUGAGAUCGGCGAAAAGAUCGGCAGUACCAUUGACGACACCAUUAGCAAGUUCCGGAAGAAGGAGCGAGACGACUCCCCGGAUAGGAUCAGCGACAGUGAGGAAGACAGGACAUCCAGGAACGGCCGUCAGGAAGCAAACGAAUUCAAAGACGAAGAAGAAACGGUCACCACCAAGAAUGUCGUCCGCAAUACCCAGGCCUCCGAGACCACCACGACCACCACGCGAAAACGCGUCGGCACACCCUCCAACAAGACCUUGGACCUCGGCGCCGCCGCCCACUACACAGGAGACAAGAGUCCUGAAGACAACGAGGCAUCCGUUAGCCGGCUGUCCAGUGAGGGACUUGCAGACCUGCUGGACAUCGAGCCAGUGGCCAAUCAGAGCUCUGCUGCGGGGGGCUGCUCGAGUGACCUUAUCGGCGGAUUUGCAGACUUCUCAUCCCCAGCGGCGUCCGCUAGCCUGCCUGCUACCAGCACUGCGGCACCAGCCAACGGAAACGCGGACUUCGGAGACUGGAGCGCCUUCACCAACCCCAUGACGUCAUCCCGUACUGCCAACGCUGCUGCGCAACCGAUUGCCGACCUGUUUGGCACCCCGCCGCCACCACUUAACCACGCCCCCAAACCCACCGCUGUCCCACCUUCUGCUGAGCUCUUUGACCUGAUGGGUGGCGUUAGUCAGCCACUUACCAGCAUGCACGCGACGACGCUGAGCGCUUCGCAAAGUUUGACCUUCUCGUCCACCGCUGUACCAACUGUGCCGUCGUCUCGCUCCCAGCAGAGUCUGGGAGGUUUGACGUCUCAGUCACAGGCUGGACUGAAACAGAACGUCGGGGUGGGAGGUCAGGGAACUUUAGGCUCCACCUGGUCUGACCCGUCUGUCAACAUCAGUCUGGACUUCUUGUCGACCGGCGUCAACCCGGUCAAAACGCAAACAGCCCUCAACAACAUCAUGCAACAGCAAGGCGUCCUGUCGAGUAACUUCGGGAGCCUAAACCUCAGCCUGCCGCCACACGCCAACAAAGCACCCAUCAGACUACUGGCCAAUCCCGGCAUGACCUUGGCAAGCGCGCCGCCUUCCAUGACAACAGGCGCGCACCCUGUAAUGAGGACCCCGGCAAAGCAAGAUGCCUUUUGUAACUUUGGCAACUUUGGAAAAUAAGCAAGUGUGUAUGAGUAGGUGUGUGGGGGUGCGUGGGUGGGUGUGUAUGUGUGUUUUGAAGUUAGGUGAGUUAGGGCGACACGUGCAUGCAACGGACUGGAAUUCUUACAUUUUAUGAGGACCCAAGCACUCGUCUUUCCUAUACAGUCAACUUGUUAUUGGCCGCUCCCAACUGCCAAUGGUGAAAAUCCGUUAAUAUUUGUUGCCCAUUAUAAUUACAGUAGAUUGAAUGAAAAUAUUGAACCUAAAAUAAUCUUGAAUGAUGAGCCAUUCCCCAAAAAUUAAAAGGAUGUUGAUCUUCAAUCAAAUGGUUGACUCACAAAGAGUUUGUGAUCUUACACUUGGGGGUGACAUUUGACUUUUGAAUAUCGGACUGCUGAAUAUUUCCGUGCUUUUUUUUCGCAUGUUCCACACUUUGAGAAUCACUGGCUUCUGUUGACGUCAAUAUCACAAACUUUUUGUGAGUGUGUUUUAACCUCAUCAGGACAAACGAUUUGAUGAAUAUCUUUGUUUUCCAAUGCCCGCUUUCGUCUGUCCUGCCUUUUUUCAAACGACAGAAGUGCGCGGUCGAUCCGAAUCCCUGGAAAUUACAUCAUGUCCUGGAAAGUGGUAACUUCAAUCAUCUCGUAGCGAUGGACUCGCAUGCUUGUGAGAGCCGAGCUGAACAUUUGUGAGUGACUGAAGUAAGUGUGACUGCAUGUGAAUGACAACGUGUAUAGGUUUGAGUGUGAUUGAUUCCGUGUAAAUGUGUGUGUGUGAGUGGGUUUACCUUGUUUGAGGCGUGCACACACAGUUAAGCCGAGCCGUUUGUGUGCUCCAAAUGACCAAAUCUUUAUUUUGUUACUCUCAGAAGGACACUUUAGAUUUUAGUUUAAUAUUUACUUGACUUGUCUUCAUAUGCGGAGCGCUGCUGCAGUAUUGAUGACGUUCAUAUUUGUGUUCCUUUUUCGGUACUACAGCCUGGUUGUUUCAAUUGUGUACUUGACUGGACAUUCAGUGAAAUUAUGACAAAUGAGUCCAUCAUUUUGACUGCACUGGUACUGCAAGUACAAAUGCUUUGUUACUGUAUUUAAAUGCAUUUUUCAGGUAAUGUUUUUUUUUUUUAAAGGCUUUUCACUCCCCCCCCCCCCCAUCCUUUCUCAAAUCGUCAUGUUACUUUUUUCCCACCUUGUGCGAAUGACUACACAAUGUAAGAAAAAAAAGCUUCACUUAUCUAAAUUGUCAGAUUUUCAGCCUCUCGACAGUAAAAUGCUCUAAUUUCUGCCAUCUCCAUGAAAGCAAACAUUAUUUUUGUGUGAAGCAAAGAGACAUUUGCAAACAAUUUAGAAAACCAUGAUUUAAAUUUUUGCCGAAUUUCUGACGCUGUUACAAACGAAACUCUUCACAGAAUCAAAAAUUUGUGCAUAUUCUGUACUGUUAGUCGAAAAGAAUGUCCUGUUUUCAAUAAAGGGAUGGAAAUUG